UAUAAAAUUGUAUUACGGUCACGUGGUUUGAGUUCACGUAACGCCUUCAGAAAACACAGACACUCCCUCCUCUCCGCGCGGUGAGAGAGGAGGAAGACGGACCUAAAGUCAGAACUUGGCUUCCUCAACGCCAAAGCGGAGUCUACAGCGCAAAUAUGGACAACUUUAGCCCCCGCCAUGGUGGCUCUGUGUUUGCGGUGCUGGUGGGAGCGUCGCAAGUGCUCGGUCUUGUGUCCGUAGUUCUGACAGGGGUGUGGAUGGGUCAUUACCGAGGUGGUUUUGCCUGGGAUGGUUCUGCUCAGGAGUUUAACCUGCACCCUCUUUGCAUGGUGCUGGGGCUGAUCUUUUUACAUGGCGAUGCCAUAUUAGUUUACAGAGUUUUUCGUAAUGAAGCAAAGCAACAUGUGAAGCUGCUUCAUGGCACAAUUCACCUGCUUGCCCUUAUCAUCAGCAUCAUAGGGGUUGUAGCUGUGUUUGACUUCCACAAAGCAGCCAAGAUCCAAGACAUGUACUCUCUGCACAGCUGGUGUGGCAUGGGCACACUAAUUCUGUUCUGCUUACAGUGGGUGUUAGGUUUGCUGUUUUUCCUGUUUCCUGUUGCAUCGUCAUGGUUACGAGCCACAUACCUUCCUAUCCAUGUGUUCUGUGGCCUGAGUUUGCUGGUCAUGGCCAUUGGGACGAGCCUCCUUGGAAUCACAGAGAAACUUCUCUUCGGCAUAAUGUCAACCUACUCUCAGUUUGCCCCAGAGGGGGUGCUGGCCAACAUCUUGGGGAUCCUGCUGGUGUUGUAUGGGGUUGCGCUGGUUUACUUGAUCACCAGAGAGGAGUACAGACGUAUCUCAAACCCAGAGGAAGAGUCUUUGUCUGUCCACUUCAAGAACCUGACUGAGAGUGGGUUACCAACAACACCCUGAAGUUCUGAUUGAUCCUCACAGAUUUGAUCAUAGCCCUCUGCCAACAGACAUGUAUACCCUUUCUCAUAUAACCAAGUCGCCAUAAAAGGCAAUGUUUUGUAAGCCUUGAUUUUUGUAAAGUGUAAAAUAAUAAACAGUGACCUGUUAUGGUUUUCUCUUGGUAUCCUGCAAAAAAGUGCAU
This is a messenger RNA of Girardinichthys multiradiatus, 1095 nucleotides long. Its product is annotated as transmembrane ascorbate-dependent reductase CYB561-like. Lineage: Eukaryota; Metazoa; Chordata; Actinopteri; Cyprinodontiformes; Goodeidae. The record is from RefSeq and is a predicted model, not a curated record. The transcript has 6 exons. Gene Ontology annotation, molecular function: oxidoreductase activity. Gene Ontology annotation, cellular component: lysosomal membrane. The coding region runs from base 156 to 914 and encodes 252 amino acids.